This is a messenger RNA of Ictalurus punctatus (channel catfish), 4393 nucleotides long. RefSeq names its product vezatin, adherens junctions transmembrane protein (gene vezt). Gene Ontology annotation, biological process: cell-cell adhesion. Gene Ontology annotation, molecular function: myosin binding. Lineage: Eukaryota; Metazoa; Chordata; Actinopteri; Siluriformes; Ictaluridae. Gene Ontology annotation, cellular component: plasma membrane. The transcript is spliced from 12 exons. The record is from RefSeq and is a predicted model, not a curated record. Bases 344 to 2770 code for a protein of 808 amino acids.
UCCCCUCAUUCUAACCAUGCGCCGAAAAUUAGGUCUUCGCCCGCAGGCCAGUUCAGCUACUCGUCCUCAUCCAGAUACAAAAGCUUAUGGAUUUUCUCCUCCGCUCUACAUUAUGAAAGUUUCAAUGUCCGUACAUCGGUGCUUUGUGGCCUUAGCAAAGAGGCUUUUACCAUUUGGGAUUAGUCUGAUUGAUUUAAUUUGAACCAGGAUGUAGAAGCGAUAAGACGCUAUUUGCUACUCGGGGGGAAGUGUGGACCGGGGCAUUCAGAGCCUGUUCGGAGUAAUUUCUCCGUCUCUGGUGGGCGAAUAGGACGUGCGAGUGUCGAUUGAUAUCCUGUGUGAAAUGAUGGCGAGUUGGGGAAGGGCUGGAAGAGAAGCGAGGGAUGAUGUUGAGAACUCUCCUCUGUUCCAGUAUUUGCAGGAUCUAGGACACACUGAUUUUGAGGCAUGUUCACCCAUCUCUCAGGAGCAGGAGGAGGAACUGAGUGCUGGUGCCCAGGACAUCCUGCCCCCUCCCAGAACAGGUGGUAUUUGGAGGCUGGCUGAGAUCCUGCGCGCCCUGAGUCCGUUUCGUCAGAGCGACGCCCCCCUGCGGCUGGAACAGCAGCUGGACGCUGCGUUCCGACAGUACUCCCUGCGCUGUGUGCUGUCUCAGGACGUGCUGUUGCAGGAGGACGUGGAGCUUAUUGAGCUGUUAGACCCCAGUGCUCUCUCUCUGGGCUCCACAAGUACUCCCUGCCCGAGCGCCACCUCAGCCCUGCCUGCACCCCGCUACCUCUCCACUCCAUCCAUAUGGGACGUCUCUGUACUGGUCGGACUGUUGGCCAUCCUGCUGGCGGUUUGGUGUUCUUGUCAUGAAGAUGGGCGGGGCCUGCUAUGGCUGUGUGUUUGUGCGCUGUGUGUCUUGUGUGCGCGUCACGGCAUUCAUCUGUGGCACAAGGCGGCAGUGCAGCAGCAGGUUCAGGCUCAAGCCGUCCAGCUGGAGAGUUUAGUGAUCAACAGUCGAGCUCUCACCAGCCUGGCACGCAAAUCGCUCCGUCUCAUCCAGGAGACCGAAGUCAUCUCGCGGGGAUUCACCCUUUUACUCGACAGGGUGAGUGCGGCCUGUCCCUUUAACAGGGUGGGGCAUCUACGCAGCCAGCAGUUGAUUGGUUUGAGGAAAGCAGCCUACCAGAGCCUCCGCUGCGCGUUCCGUGCCUCCCGCAUCGCCACCUGCAUCAUGCUUAAAUCAUUUCCACUCAACUCCGAGAUCGACAACGUCACCAACUACGUGUCGACCGUGCCGAUCCGAGAGUUAGGCCUGGGCCUGGGGGCAGAGAAUAUCUCUGAUGAGCAGGCACAGGAGCUGACCAAUGACUACAGCUUACCCGCCCUCAAAUUGCUCUUUCAGUUGUGGGUGGGCCAGAGCUCGGAGUUUUUCCGCCGAUUGGCUCUGAUGCUGUCCUCCGGGAGGGCGGAGCAAGAGUCCAAGCCCCGCCUUCUUGCGUACAACAGCGUGGCCACGGUCACUGCCUCCCUUCAUCCCUCCCUGGCCUGUUGCCUUGGUGACCUGCAGCGCAGCUAUGAAUUCCAUCGAUACUUUGAGAUGCAGCAGCAGUCGCAGAAUACGGGCCGAGCGAGUCAGGUGCGACAGAAAUGCAGAGAGCUCAACUCGCUGCACACAUCAAUCCGCAGCCUUCAGCUCCACCUCAGAGCCCUGCUCAGCGAGAUGAUCAUUCUGGAAGAUGAGCUGGAGAAGCUGAUGGUUGCUAAGGAGUCGGAGGAGGUGACAUGUGCAGGUUACCAGGAGCUCCGUGAGCGCCUGCACCUCCUGCAGCCUCACAUGCAGGCUUGCUCCUGCUGCUGGGAGGACAUGACCGCUCAGGUGGAGCGCAUGCUGCGCAGGGUCACCCACUGCCCAGGAAGUGCAGAUAGUCCAGAGGAAGCAGCUGGUCCUGCCCCACCUCCUCCUGCCCCCAUCUCGCACAUCGAUGACACAGACCCCGUCCCAGAGGAACAGGAACUGGAGGCCUACGUCUCGGACUCGGACUCGGACUCAGAGUGGCGUGGGGCUGCAGACUUGCUGUCGCCAUGGGAACGGGAGCGUCAUCGGCGCGAGAGGGAGGAGUCACGCAGAGUUUUACUUGAGCUUAAAUCCGUCCUGGGGAUCCGAACGUCGGAAGGAGAGCGAGACAAGCGCAAGCUGCUUCUGUUCAGCGACAAAGCCGCGUUGGCUCAGGUUCCCACCGAGACAUCCGAUCAUUACCCAGAAUCCUCAGCGGGUGCGGGCUGCACAGACCUUGCAGCGUCUACAAGCAACCACGUCUCCCAGCAGCUUUCAGGAGGAGAGGGGGAGGAGUUCGAGGAGGGAGGAAGAGAGACUGCGAGAGACAGGACGCAAGACGGAGAGACGGACACGGCCGUGACCGAAUUCUGUUGCGGCGAUUCCGAAAGCGUCGCGGAAACACAAGGCCCGAGAGGAGAGGAAGAAGGGACACGGCUCUUCCAAUCGGAUGGGCUGAUAGACGAGGAGGCGGGUCCGGAUGGAUCACACCCCCUCGCUCCAAAAGUCCCCACCCUCUCAGUGAUUGACAGACUUACAGAACUGCAUGGCUCUGAAGCGCUUAGCAUCGGCUCGGCCCUGGCUGCCCAGGUGGCCGCUCGCUCUCACACUUUCACACACCUGCAGGAAUGCACCUACGGGGACUCGGAUGAGGAAGAGGAGGAGGAAGGGGAAAAGGAAGUGGAAGUGACAUCCCAGCCAGAGGGAAUGCAGACAGCAGAGAAGUGAAGGACAGCAGGCUGAACUGUUUUAGAAUAUAUACAGGUUAUUUAUUCCCAUCUGCCCUAGAUUUAUUUAUUAAGCUUGAGGUCAGGAGCGCAGCACAUAUAACCGGUGCGCGAGAGAGUUUUCCGUGAGAUGGCCGUCCUUUAUGUGCCUCCAUGUGUGUUCUUGUUUACACUCCGUCUACUGUCACUCAGUCUACCCAUCCCCGUUUUCUCGCAUAACGCCUCAGGUACAAUCUGGCAAAUACAGACACGCAGUUCAACAUCAAAUAUUAGGCUUAUUAUUCAAAUAUUAGGCUUAUUAUUUCAAUGUGUACAGUAAUAUAUCGGCUGCUUAAUCGGCUAUAGGUAGGUUUCUAAUCCUGAACAUCUCACCCACUGAAAACAUGUUCAAGCUGGCAUUGUUCACAAGCCUGCAUGCUUUUGUGUUCUUAAGGUUUGCAUUAUACCCAUUUGCUUCAAAUGACAAGUCAAAAAAGUCGACUAAUAUAAGCACACCUUAAAUAAAUAUAAUGUGCUUCACAGACCCCGCUAUGAGCACCGCUAAUCUAUAAGAAAAUUCACACACACACACUCAAUUUAAUUUAUAUUUAUAAUUUACUACUCGAGUUUGUGUGCUGUGCAUCAGUGUGUGUGUGUGGUGUUGUUGUAAUAGACCUUAUAAGAAGCCAGGCACUAGCUUUGAGAAAUUUGUUCAGCUUUAAUCUCUUUGAAGGAUGAUAAAAGGAGGGAGAGAGGGGGGGGGUUCCCACGUGACUUCCCACUUGACUUCCCACGUGACUUCCCUUUACCAGAAAUGGAGCUGAUCAGCCAAGACAUGAUUGGUGUCUGAUGUUUGCUUCUAUUAUGCAAAUCUUAUGAAAUCUUCUAUAGGCUCCAGGUAGCGUUAGGCAACGUGGCUGCUUCAUAGCAUAACGAUGCAUAUUAUAUUUAUUAUCGAGUUUUUAUACUCGCUGAUCUUGGCCGACAGGAAGGAGAACCCCAUGUAGUCUUGUGCUGUUGUAGCGCAUCCCUUUUCAAGGUUCGGAGUGAGAUGCUUUUCUGCUCACCACGGUUAAAGAGUGAUUAUUCGAGUGAUCAUAGCCUUCCUGUCAGCUUUAAGCACUCCGGGCAUUGUCCUCUGACCUCUCUCAUCAACACCCCCCCCAAAAGAAUGCUGAUGCUCACCUUUUUGUGCAAACUCUAGAGACGGUUGUGUGUGAAACUCUCAGGAGAUACUCAACCCAGCCCAUCUGCCACGGUCAAAGCCACAGAGAUCACAUUUUUCUCCGUUCUGACGUACACUAGCAGAAGCUCUUGACCUGUAUCUGAGUGAUUUUUAUGCAUUGCCCUGCUGCAACAUGAUUGGCUGAUUGAAGAACUGCGUAUCGUCAGGUAUUAGCCCGUUUGCCUGGCCACUUGAAUCGAAUGGGUUAAAUCCAAACCUCAGUAACUUCAAAACAAGUGCGCUUCUAAAUAACGUCAACUUCAAUCUAAUGACAAUUUUAAUAUUUUGUGAGUGUAAAGUUUUUUUUUUUUUUAAAAAUGAAUUACUAGCGAAAUUAAUUUAGUACACAUUGCUAUAACAUGCGUAAUAUUUGAGUAGUUGAAUAAUUUCUGUUCAUAAAAUAAAGCUGUGCUGAGCGAG